AUAGGCUUUUUUGAGUUUGGGCAAGGAGACAGGGGCCCCAUGAUCCCCUAUUGCCCGGGGGCCCCGUGAGUUGUCAGUCCGCCCCUGGCCCUACUGAAUUAGUGGAUUCCUGUCCGAGUCACAUGCAGUUUCCCUAUAGGUGCAAUGCGGUGCGAUUUGCUUCAUUCAUUUUAUAUGGCUCAAAUUGCACUGCAAUUCACACCGCAUCAACAGGGAAAUGGCAUGUGAUUCAGACAGAAAUCUACUUUAGAGUCCCAUUAGUGAGGUUUCUUUUUUAC
This is a messenger RNA of Staurois parvus, 278 nucleotides long. The record is from the annotation of a GenBank genome assembly. Lineage: Eukaryota; Metazoa; Chordata; Amphibia; Anura; Ranidae.